AUGUCGGGGAAACUCGCUGUUCUCUUCGCGGCAACGGGCGGCGCCCACGCCCUUGCUGCUCGGCAGGCCGGCUGCUCAUUCACGGCCCAUACCGAGGGCAAUGUCACCUAUCCUCUGAGCCAACACGCCAGUGGCCAGAGCCGCGCCGGAAGCACCAUGACCCCGAGUGUCUUCACCCUCAACGCCACCGGUCUCACCGACGCCCAGGGCCGUGGCUGCUGGUGGACUCCUCCCACUACCGUUCUGCAGUGCGAUGUUGGCCAGGUCCCCGAGACUGGCUUCGAGAUUGGCUGCGAUGGACUCAUUUCUUUCAACGGACAGACUACCUUUUACGAGUGUGACACUGCCGAUGGAGACCAGGUCAACAUUUACAAGCUGCCUGGCCAGGCUGCCGCAAACUGUGGCGAGAUCACCUUGGUUGCCGAGGCCUGCCAGGAUUGCUCUGGCGACAGCAGCUCCGCUAGCCAGUCGUAUACUGCUUCUGGCACUUCUGGCAAGACUUCCGUGGUCAACUCGGCCACUGGUUACUCUACCGCUUCUCAGCCCCCUGCUGGCUCUUCGGUCAAGACCUCUGCUGUCGGAUCGUCGACUCCCGUUACCAGCUAUCCUGCUGGUACCGAGUCGGGAUCAUCUCCCACUGGUUCAGCCGAGACCCCUGGUACACAAAUCACGUCGACCAUCACCUCAACUUCAAUGAUCACCAUCACCAGCUGCGGACCCGAGGUGACCGACUGCCCGGAUGUUACUGUGACUGAGUACGCAGCCACCGAGACUCAGUACGACUGCGGUGAUAUGGAUUGUUCCCUCGUGAGCACACCAACCAUCCAGACUACUCCUGUUCAGUCCACCCCAGUUGUCGAGACCACUCCUGCUGUUGAGACUACUCCUGUAAGCUCCAAGUACUCUGCCAGCUCUGAGCAGUCUGUUCCGGGCUACAGUGCAAGCGGUUCCAGCGCCAAGACUCCUUCGACAACCCCCGUUGCUGAGACUCAGAGUGUUCCCCAGUACCCUACCAGCAGCUCCGAGUCGAGCGAAAUUGCUUCCACUCCCGUUGUUCCUGUCGGAUCUAGCCAGUCAACCGUCUCGGUCCCUGUCUACUCGACGGGCAAGGCCAGCAGCUCUGUUCAGUCCAGCCACGUUACUGUUCCCAGCCAGAGCACUGUUCCUGUUGCCGAGUCGUCCUCGACCAGCCAGCACGGAACCACCACUAGCCCCUCGACUGUUCCGGUUGCCGAGUCUUCGACUCCCCAGCAGGGAACAACCAUUGAUGUCGAUGUGACCACCACUGUGCCUUGCACAACCUCUAGCGGAGCUAUCUCUACCCCCGAGACCUCUGCCGUCUACUCGACCACUCCCGUUGUCCCUGUCGAGUCGAGCCAGUCCAUUGGAAGCACCACUUACCUCCAGUCUACUCUGUCCAAGACCUCGACUGUCACUGUGCCCAAGUACACGACUGGUGUCUCGUCCAUCGAGUCUAGCGAGACUGUUCCUGUCUACUCGACCAGUGAAGUCUCGUCGGUCAAGUCAAGCCAGACCACUGUCCCCGUUGCCGAGUCCUCGACUUCUCAGCAGGGAACCACAAUCGACGUGGACCAGACCACCACCGUCCCCUGCACAACCACAAGCGGAGCCGUCACUACUCCCCAGACUUCUGCCGUCUACUCGACCACGCCCACCGAGGGUAGCGGAUCUACCAGCACCAUCCAGAGCGUCUACGUCCCCUCGCCCAGCACCGUCAACAUCCCCGAGUCCUGCCCCGGCACCGUGACCAACGCCGGCGAGUUCAACCUGCCCCACCUCAUCAUUGUCACCGACAGCUCGAGCCCCGACACGGCCAACGGCACGGGCUACUUUGGCGACAUCACCCCCACUCGUUCCACCAUUUUCAACUUUGACAUUGAGACCAAGGACGCCGGCAAGACGUGCAACCUCGUCUUCCUGUUCCCCACGAGGGACACGCUCGAGACGUCCGACUUUACCUUUUCCGGCUCGGGCGCCCUCGACUUCUCCAAGCUGACCACGUACGCCACCCAGGAGACGUCGUACAACAAUGCGCCCUCGGUCGAGUCGGACCUGGGCCAGUUCACCGUCUCGCCCGGCAACGCCUACAACAUCUCGUCGUUCGAGUGCCCGUCUGGUUCCACCAUUGCCUUUGAGAUGGCCGACGUCAGCGGCGGCGACACCGAGCUCUGGUUCUUCCAGGACUACAACCCUUGCCCUCUUGGUCUGUUCAUCACCACUUCUUAA
Pestalotiopsis fici W106-1 is the source of this 2247-nucleotide messenger RNA. RefSeq lists its product as uncharacterized. Bases 1 to 2247 code for a protein of 748 amino acids. The transcript is spliced from 2 exons. The record is from RefSeq and is a predicted model, not a curated record. Lineage: Eukaryota; Fungi; Ascomycota; Sordariomycetes; Amphisphaeriales; Sporocadaceae.